Messenger RNA from Acyrthosiphon pisum (pea aphid), 898 nucleotides. RefSeq names its product trehalase-like. The record is from RefSeq and is a predicted model, not a curated record. The coding region runs from base 98 to 886 and encodes 262 amino acids. Gene Ontology annotation, molecular function: alpha,alpha-trehalase activity. Lineage: Eukaryota; Metazoa; Arthropoda; Insecta; Hemiptera; Aphididae. The transcript is spliced from 2 exons. Gene Ontology annotation, biological process: trehalose catabolic process.
UGAGAUAAAGUUUCAUUUUAUCGGAUAACAGGUAUUGUCUUAGCUCUUAGGUUAUGAUGUGGUCAAAAACGUUGUGUAAAUAAAAUUAUGUCGUUGUAUGAUUGCAGGAACCCUGUCAGAUACAAAAACUAGGUCUAUCGUCCCGGUAGAGUUAAACGCGUUAAUUUAUUGGAAUGCAAAAAUAUUGAGUGAUUUCUACCGGGAGAUGAAUAACACCAUCAAGGCAUCGAUAUAUGAAAAUGUUUCUUUAGAAUGGGAAGAAGCAGUAACAGCUGUUUUAUGGGAUGAGAAAGUUGGUGCUUGGCUAGACUUUGACAUAAUUAAUAAUAAAAAACGAAAAUAUUUCCAUCCUACAAAUAUAUCACCAUUGUGGACUGGAUGUUAUGCAAAAAAUAAUACAGAAUACAUUGUAUCAAGGGUAAUUGACUAUUUAAACAAAACAGAAAUACUGCGGACUCCUGGGGGUAUACCGACAACUCUCAGGAAAACCGAACAACAAUGGGAUCAUCCUAACGCAUGGGCUCCGCUACAGUACAUUACAGUUAUGGCUUUGGAAGGCACCGGUAAUGCAGUUGCACAACAAAUGGCAUCAAAAAUCGCUUCUAAGUGGUUGUGCACAAACUUCGUGCCGUAUUAUAACGAAAGUAAAAUGUUUGAAAAAUACCGAGUGGAUAAAGGUGGCAAAAAAGGAAUAAGUUCCGGGGAGUAUCCAAUCCAAGAUGGAUUUGGAUGGACAAAUGGUGUCGUUUUAGAAUUUCUCCAAGUUUAUAAUUCAACAGCAUCCAUGGACAAUUGGAAUGUAACUGCGCCAGACUGCGAUGAUGUAUUAAAGAAACUAAUAAUUGCAAAGAAUAGUAAUAAUUCAAAUAAAAUAGAUAAUGAUUGAUGUAAAAACAAA